AUGCAGCACUACGGGGUGAACGGGUACUCGUUGCACGCCAUGAACUCGCUCAGCGCCAUGUACAACCUGCACCAGCAGGCGGCCCAGCAGGCCCAGCAUGCCCCCGACUACCGGCCCUCGGUGCACGCGCUUACCCUGGCUGAGCGGCUGGCCGGCUGUACAUUUCAAGACAUCAUCUUGGAGGCCCGCUAUGGCUCCCAGCACCGCAAACAGCGUCGCAGCCGCACGGCGUUCACCGCCCAGCAGCUUGAGGCCCUGGAAAAGACCUUCCAGAAGACUCACUACCCGGAUGUGGUGAUGCGUGAGAGGCUGGCCAUGUGCACCAACCUACCUGAGGCCCGGGUACAGGUGUGGUUCAAGAACCGCAGGGCCAAGUUCCGGAAGAAGCAGCGCAGCCUGCAGAAAGAGCAGCUCCAGAAGCAGAAGGAGGCUGAGGGCUCCCACGGGGAAGGAAAGACUGAGGCCCUGACUCCAGACACCCAGCUGGAGACUGACCAGCCCCCCAGCCUGCCCAGCGGCGACCCCCCUGCUGAGCUUCACCUGAGCCUCUCUGAGCAGUCGGCCAGUGAGUCAGCUGCCGAAGACCAGCCAGACCGGGAGGAAGACCCCCGGGCAGGGGCUGCAGAUCCCAAAACUGAGAAGAUCCCUGGGUCUGAGAGCAAGGGGCUGGGCUGCAAGAGGGGCAGCCCCAAGGCAGAUUCCCCGGGCAGCCUGGCCCUGGCCCCUGCGGCCCCCGGGAGCGGCCUCCUGGGCCCCUCCCACUCUUACUCCUCAUCCCCACUGAGCCUCUUCCGUCUUCAGGAGCAAUUCCGCCAGCACAUGGCCGCCACCAACAACCUGGUGCACUACUCUUCCUUCGAAGUUGGGGGCCCGGCCCCUGCUGCUGCUGCGGCUGCCGCCGCCGCCGUGCCCUACCUGGGCGUCAACAUGGCCCCUCUGGGCUCACUGCACUGCCAGUCCUACUACCAGUCGCUGUCAGCGGCCGCUGCUGCCCACCAGGGCGUAUGGGGGUCUCCACUGCUGCCCGCACCCCCGGCAGGCCUGGCACCUGCCUCGGCUGCCCUGAACAGUAAAACCACGAGCAUCGAGAACCUGCGGCUUCGGGCCAAGCAGCACGCGGCCUCCCUGGGACUCGAUACGCUGCCCAACUGACUGCUGGCCUCCCACCCAGCCAGGGCUCUUGGGUGCCCCCAGCCCAGCCCCAUGGUUAUCCCAAUAUGGCUCUCAGGG
This is a messenger RNA of Kogia breviceps (pygmy sperm whale), 1230 nucleotides long. The record is from RefSeq and is a predicted model, not a curated record. NCBI's taxonomy places the organism in Eukaryota, Metazoa, Chordata, Mammalia, Artiodactyla, Physeteridae.